AUGCGCUAUGCUUUAGUAUUGAUAGCUGCUGAGAAGGUUGUUGCAUUGCACAGCUUAAUUGGAAGCUUGCAUGCAAACGAUUCUGUGCAACUUCGCAUAUCUUCGAUGGCAUCAUCUAAGCUCAGUUGGUUACCUUUGGCCACUGGCAAGCUGCAGGACACAGUGCACGCUGUCCGAUUGUGUGCGGCUUGCUUGUUUCAGUCACAGAGCCCAAUGUCAACGAGCUGCCUCGCGGUCGACAAUGCCUUGGUGUCAGUGUCAGCUUUAUCCUUUGACGUUUCGGGCUUUGAUCUGCACCGCAAAGCAAGAACAAUUUCUCCGUUCGGGGGCAAUGAGUUCAGCACAGGAUCUUGA
Effrenium voratum is the source of this 354-nucleotide messenger RNA. The record is from the annotation of a GenBank genome assembly. Lineage: Eukaryota; Dinophyceae; Suessiales; Symbiodiniaceae.